CACCAGUUGUGCCAUUUUGUUUGAUAUGACAGAUACCAUUGGAUGAAAAGAUGCAUUUACAGAUCAUUUUGGUCAUUGCCAUCACUUUAGUCUUGUACCAUCUUGCUGAUGCACAGUCAGAUAAAUGUCUUUUACCCAGCGAGAGAGCUGCAAGAUUUUCAAAAAAACCAAAAUCGAAAGGCUUUCCACAGAGAGACUUCGAUGUUUUCAUGAAGAGAUUAAGAUUUAGGAGGCGUAGAUUUCGUUCUCUGAAUAGUCAAAUAGAAAAAGCUUUUAAACUAGCAGAUCGAUACUGUAGAAAACCAACAUUUACAUCUACAUUUACUGGCUUCAAAGUAAAGGACUUUGAGAAGACUGUACUGUGUCCAGGUAGUUGGAGCAAAGCGCAGUUUCCAGAGACUUUUAUCGCUGAAAAUGGGAUGGCAUGCUAUACUCUCAAGAACUUUUUGAAGAUACCAAAUUGUCCAACAUAUAAUUGUGAAAGUGGAAAAUGUGCCCUUGAUGAAGAUCAUCCGGAUCCCAAAGUUGUUCCUGUAGUAAAAUAUAUUUGUCAACUAUCCAAUUUUGUAGACAUUCCGUUUUACGCCAUCUGUAAAAGUGGUAACAAAAUCGAUGUCGUGAAAGAAGUUUUAACGCUAUCACGCUGUUGUGAGUGUAAUCAAUUAACGUGUAAACAUACAACGUAA
Mytilus trossulus (common blue mussel) is the source of this 686-nucleotide messenger RNA. RefSeq lists its product as uncharacterized. Lineage: Eukaryota; Metazoa; Mollusca; Bivalvia; Mytilida; Mytilidae. The coding region runs from base 51 to 686 and encodes 211 amino acids. The record is from RefSeq and is a predicted model, not a curated record. The transcript has 5 exons.